Messenger RNA from Anastrepha obliqua, 1602 nucleotides. RefSeq names its product tigger transposable element-derived protein 1-like. The record is from RefSeq and is a predicted model, not a curated record. The coding region runs from base 1 to 1602 and encodes 533 amino acids. Gene Ontology annotation, molecular function: DNA binding. The transcript is spliced from 2 exons. Gene Ontology annotation, cellular component: nucleus. Lineage: Eukaryota; Metazoa; Arthropoda; Insecta; Diptera; Tephritidae.
AUGUCACAUAAUUCACCUGUAAUAAAAGCCAAGAGGAAGGCGAUCAGUUUAGAUACUAAAAUUAAAAUUUUAGAUCAACUUACAACAGGACAAGGAGCAACGGCUGUAGGAAAGCAUUUUGGUAUUCAUGAAGCUACCAUAAGAACGAUCAAGAAAAAUGAAACUGCGAUUAGAAAAUCGGUAUGUUCUGGAACGAAAAUAAGUGCUAAAUCAUCGUCAUACAUAAGAGAUGUUGUCAAAGAGAAGAUGGAAAAAGCUUUGGUAAUGUGGAUUGAAGAUAAAUCACAAAAAAGAAUACCAGUAGAUGGAAUUGCUAUCAAGCAAACUGCAUUAAGAAUUUAUAAACGUAUUAAAGAAGUUGAGCCAGGCACUUCAUCUCAGUCAAAACAACCCGAAUUUUCUGCAAGUACAGGUUGGAUGACAGGUUUUCUUAAACGACAUGCUCUCCAUAAUGUAAAAAUUAAGGGAGAAACUGCGUCUGCAGAUGAAUUGGCUGCCAAAAAAUUUCCUGAAAAACUUAGAAAAAUUAUUGAAGAUGGAGGAUACACCCCAGAUCAAGUUUGGAAUGUAGAUGAAAGUGGCCUCUUUUGGAAAAAAAUGCCGAGCAGAACUUAUGUUGCAAAAUCGCAGAAAACUGCCGGUGGUUUAAAAGUAGCAAAGGACCGUGUAACAUUGUUGUUUUGUUCCAAUGCUUCAGGAGAACGUAUGUUAAAACCACUGCUAGUAAAUCGUGCUUUAAGACCACGCUCGAUGAAAAGUGUAGAUUUCAAUAAACUGCCAAUUCACUGGACAGCAAACAAAAAGGCAUGGAUGACCAGUGCAAUCUUUACAGAAUGGUUCCAGAAAUACUUCAUUUCAGAAGUUAGACGCUACAUGAAUGCAAAAUGUCUAGAAUUUAAAGUUCUUUUAAUUCUAGACAAUGCACCUUGCCAUCCGCUCUUGGAGCACCCAAAUGUGCAAUUUUGCUAUCUUCCGCCUAACACUACAUCCUUAAUACAACCGCUAGACCAAGGGAUCAUUGCUACUUUUAAAAAGUACUACAUAAAACGUUCAUUCCAAUACGUGGUAGACAAACUAGACCAUAAUGAGGAUUUAACAGUCAUUGAUAUGUGGAAAAAAUUUUCUAUUAUGGACUGCAUUAAUCAAGUUGGGUUAGCGUUAGCUGACUUAAAGCCAUUAACCUUGAACUCAUGUUGGAAAAAUAUUUGGCCAGAAUGUGUCAAAAGCAAAGAUCCUGAUCCUGUCAUCCAUAAUAACGCUGUUUUUACUGACAUCACAACGCUGGCACAUACAAUUGGUGGAGAUGGAUUCGAUGAUGUAUCAUUUGCCGAUAUAGAGGAAUUAUUAGCUGAUAAAAGCUUGAGCGAAAAUGAAAUUAUAGACCUCACCCUUGAGACUCAUCAAGACAGAGAACAUAGCGAUAAUGACGAAGAAGAUCCUCCCAUUUUAAAUGCAACUCUAAUUAAAGCAGGUCUUGAUCUUGCCAGAAAAUUAGGUAAUCAUUUUCAACAACAUGAUCCUGAUGAGGAACGAGCUGCAAAAUUUCAACGUGAACUGAAAUCAUUAAUGGCAUCUUACAGGGAACUUUAUAAAGGAGCCUAG